CUCUCUCUCUCUCUGCUAUACGCACAAAAACAAUAGAGUUGCAUCGUUUGUUUUAUAUCCUUAAAUCAAGCCGACCCCACUCUCUCUCUCUCUCUCUCUCUCUCUCUAAGAGAGGAGGAAGAGGUGUGCCUUAAAACAAGCACAGCCUCAGCGUGGUGGAAAGGCUCCAAACUGCCAUGGGCGUCGACAUGUCGAACCCUACUCCAGAUUCCCGCACCAAAGACUUCUUCGCUUCACCUGCUCUCUCCCUCAGUCUCGCUGGUAUUUUUCGGGAUGCCGGGGCGGCGGCAGCAGCUGCGGCCACCAGCACAGAGGUGGAGGAAGGGGAUGAAGGAAGCGGCGGAGGCGGAGGCGGAGGCGGUGGCCGGCGAGAAGAUACUGUGGAGAUUAGCAGCGAGAACUCUGGGCCUGCGAGAUCGAGGUCGGACGAUGAUUUUGAUGGUGAAGGAGAGAAUGACGAGGAUGGGGAUGGUGAUAAGAGCAAGAAGAAGAAGAGGAAGAAGUAUCACAGGCACACUGCUGAGCAAAUCAGAGAAAUGGAAGCGCUGUUUAAAGAGUCACCCCAUCCAGAUGAGAAGCAAAGACAGCAACUGAGCAAACAAUUAGGCCUUGCUCCUAGGCAAGUCAAGUUCUGGUUUCAAAACCGCCGUACCCAAAUCAAGGCCAUACAGGAGCGCCACGAAAAUUCUCUACUAAAAUCUGAAAUGGAAAAACUAAGAGAGGAAAACAAAGCAAUGAGAGAAACUAUUCAAAAGGCUUGUUGUCCCAACUGUGGCUUUGCUACCACCACCCGAGACGGUUCCCUCACAACUGAAGAACAACAUCUCAGAAUUGAAAAUGCCAGACUCAAAGCAGAGGUUGAAAAACUCCGAGCUGCUGCAGGUAAACACCCUCCUGGAACAGCAUCGCCAAGCUCUUCAUGCUCAGCCGGAAACAACCAAGAGAACAGAAGCUCUUUGGAUUUUUACACAGGGAUAUUUGGGCUUGAGAAGCCAAGAAUAAUGGAGAUGGUUAAUCAAGCGACAGAAGAGCUCAAGAGGAUGGCUACUGCAGCAGGGGAGCCACUUUGGGUCAGAAGUGUGGAGACUGGUAGGGAGAUUCUCAACUAUGAUGAGUAUAUGAAGGAGUUUGCUAGUGAUCAUCGGAAUUCCAGCAAAGGCAGCAGCAGGCAACCGAAGCGAGCAAUUGAGGCAUCGAGAGAGACUGCAGUUGUGUUUGUGGAUCUCCCACGAUUAAUUCAAAGUUUCAUGGAUGUGAAUCAAUGGAAGGAAAUGUUUCCGUGCCUGAUCUCCAAGGCGGCAACUGUGGAUGUUAUCUGCAAUGGUGAAGGCACAAAUAGAAAUGGGGCUGUACAAUUGAUGUUUGCAGAGUUACAAAUGCUCACACCAUUGGUGCCCACAAGAGAAGUGUAUUUUGUUCGAUGUUGUAAGCAACUGAGUGCUGAUCAGUGGGCAAUCGUUGAUGUUUCUAUUGACAAUGUGGAAGAUAAUAUUGAUGCCUCCCUGGUGAAAUGCCGAAAACGUCCAUCUGGUUGCAUCAUUGAGGAUAAAUCUAAUGGCCAUUGUAAGGUAAUCUGGGUGGAGCACUUAGAAUGCCAGAAGAGCACAGUUCACUCCAUGUAUCGCACAAUUGUUAACAGUGGCCUAGCCUUUGGUGCAAGGCAUUGGAUGGCUUCACUGCAGCUCCAAUGCGAGCGGCUUGUUUUUUUCAUGGCAACAAAUGUUCCCACAAAGGAUUCAAGUGGGGUUGCCACUUUGGCGGGAAGAAAAAGCAUUUUGAAGUUGGCACAAAGAAUGACAUGGAGCUUCUGCCAUGCUCUUGGAGCUUCAAGCUACCACACAUGGACUAAAGUCUCCAGUAAAACAGGAGAUGACAUAAGGGUGGCUUCUAGGAAGAACUUAAAUGAUCCAGGAGAACCUCUUGGGUUGAUCUUGUGUGCAGUUUCUUCUGUAUGGUUGCCUGUCUCUCCUCAUGUCCUGUUUGAUUUCCUCAGGGAUGAAGCCCGUAGAAGUGAGUGGGACAUUAUGUCAAAUGGAGGCCCAGUACAAUCCAUUGCAAACUUAGCAAAAGGGCAGGAUCGUGGGAAUGCAGUCGCUAUACAAACGAUGAAAUCGAAAGACAGUAUGUGGAUACUCCAAGAUAGCUGCACAAAUGCCUAUGAAUCCAUGGUGGUGUAUGCUCCAGUAGACAUAACUGGAAUGCAGUCUGUAAUGACGGGAUGCGACUCCAGCAACGUAGCCAUUUUGCCUUCAGGUUUUUCAAUUCUUCCAGACGGGGUUGAGACGAGGCCAUUGGUGAUCACCUCUAGGCCAGAGGAAAAGAGCACAGAAGGAGGAUCUUUGCUUACUAUAGCAUUCCAAAUCCAAACAAACUCGUCUCCAGCAGCCAAAUUAACUAUGGAGUCUGUGGAGUCAGUUAACACACUUAUAUCAUGCACACUGAGAAAUAUUAAGACAAGCUUGCAGUGUGAAGAUGGAUGAUAGGAUACCUUUGACAAUUAGAUAGAUGCCAAUUUACUACUUUUGUGGAUUUUCUUUGAAUUUUUUUUAAAAAUCUUUAGCAAGUUAAGUGAUUCUAAUGUCUUUUUUUUUACCCCACUAUCUUUGGUCCAAAUGAUUGAAGUUGGUUAUAUCCCUACUUGCCAUGUGAGAGAGAAAUUUUAUGAUGUAAUCUUAGCUCCAUGGGAAGUAAAAUUUCUGUGUAUAGAAUUAUAUUGAACUGAUAUGGCAUAUUCUGAGGUUUUGAUA
This is a messenger RNA of Malania oleifera, 2747 nucleotides long. RefSeq names its product homeobox-leucine zipper protein GLABRA 2. Bases 177 to 2480 code for a protein of 767 amino acids. Gene Ontology annotation, biological process: regulation of DNA-templated transcription. The transcript is spliced from 11 exons. Gene Ontology annotation, molecular function: DNA binding; DNA-binding transcription factor activity, RNA polymerase II-specific; lipid binding. The record is from RefSeq and is a predicted model, not a curated record. NCBI's taxonomy places the organism in Eukaryota, Viridiplantae, Streptophyta, Magnoliopsida, Santalales, Ximeniaceae.